AUGGGCAAACAGGAGCUUCCCAGUGACAUGGAGAGGGUAGAAAUAUCUGAGACUGAGCGUGGAACCUUUCUACCAACUCCUGACAUCAACAACCAGGUGAGGAAAGGUACCAAUCCAACUCCUGACCCCAACAACCAGGUGAGGAAAGGUACCGAUCCAACUCCUGACCCCAACAACCAGGUGAGGAAAGGUACCAAUCCAACUCCUGACCCCAACAACCAGGUGAGGAAAGGUACCAAUCCAGCUCCUGACCCCAACAACCAGGUGAGGAAAGGUACCAAUCCAACUCCUGACCCCAACAACCAGGUGAGGAAAGGUACCAAUCCAGCUCCUGACCCCAACAACCAGAUGAGGAAAGGUACCAAUCCAGCUCCUGACCCCAACAACCAGGUGAGGAAAGGUACCAAUCCAGCUCCUGACCCCAACAACCAGGUGAGGAAAGGUACCAAUCCAGCUCCUGACCCCAACAACCAGAUGAGGAAAGGUACCAAUCCAGCUCCUGACCCCAACAACCAGGUGAGGAAAGGUACCAAUCCAGCUCCUGAUCCCAUCAAGCAGAUGAGGAAAGGUACCAAUCCAACUCCCAACCCCAACAACCAGAUGAGGAAAGGUACCAAUCCAGCUCCUGACAUUAACAACCAGGUGAGGAAAGGUACCAAUCCAGCUCCUGAUCCCAUCAAGCAGAUGAGGAAAGGUACCAAUCCAACUCCCAACCCCAACAACCAGAUGAGGAAAGGUACCAAUCCAGCUCCUGACAUUAACAACCAGGUGAGGAAAGGUACCAAUCCAGCUCCUGAUCCCAUCAAGCAGAUGAGGAAAGGUACCAAUCCAACUCCCAACCCCAACAACCAGAUGAGGAAAGGUACCAAUCCAGCUCCUGACAUUAACAACCAGGUGAGGAAAGGUACCAAUCCAGCUCCUGAUCCCAUCAAGCAGAUGAGGAAAGGUACCAAUCCAGCUCCCAACCCCAACAACCAGAUGAGGAAAGGUACCAAUCCAGCUCCUGACAUUAACAACCAGGUGAGGAAAGGUACCAAUCCAGCUCCUGAUCCCAUCAAGCAGAUGAGGAAAGGUACCAAUCCAGCUCCCAACCCCAACAACCAGAUGAGGAAAGGUACCAAUCCAGCUCCUGACCCCAACAUUCAGAUGAGGAAAGGUACCAAUCCAGCUCCUGACCCCAACAUUCAGAUGAGGAAAGGUACCAAUCCAGCUCCUGACCUCAACAACCAGGUGAGGAAAGGUACCAAUCCAGCUCCUGACCUCAACAAGCAGAGGGGCAAAGGUACCAAUCCAGCUCCUGACCCCAACAUUCAGAUGAGGAAAGGUACCAAUCCAUCUCCUGACCUCAACAACCAGGUGAGGAAAGGUACCAAUCCAGCUCCUGACCUCAACAAGCAGAGGGGCAAAGGUACCAAUCCAGCUCCUGACCUCAACAAGCAGAUGAGGAAAGGUACCAAUCCAGCUCCUGACCCCAACAACCAGAUGGGGAAAGGUACCAAUCCAUCUCCUGACCUCAACAACCAGAUGGGGAAAGGUACCAAUCCAACUCCUGACCCCAACAAGCAGAGGGGGAAAGGUACCAAUCCAGCUCCCAACCCCAACAACCAGAUGAGGAAAGGUAUCAGUCCAGCUCCUGAUCCCAUCAAGCAGAUGAGGAAAGGUACCAAUCCAGCUCCUCUGUUUUGCCAGGGCUUCCCACUGGCAUAUCACAAAGACCUGGUAAACAUGGAUAGGAUGAGUUGA
Molecule: messenger RNA, 1743 nt
Organism: Colius striatus (speckled mousebird)
Lineage: Eukaryota; Metazoa; Chordata; Aves; Coliiformes; Coliidae
Product: skin secretory protein xP2-like
Exons: 2
Coding region: 1-1743 (580 amino acids)
Source: RefSeq, a predicted model, not a curated record